Calliphora vicina (urban bluebottle blowfly) is the source of this 1472-nucleotide messenger RNA. RefSeq names its product secretory 13 (gene Sec13). The transcript has 2 exons. Gene Ontology annotation, molecular function: protein binding; structural molecule activity. Lineage: Eukaryota; Metazoa; Arthropoda; Insecta; Diptera; Calliphoridae. The record is from RefSeq and is a predicted model, not a curated record. The coding region runs from base 134 to 1084 and encodes 316 amino acids. Gene Ontology annotation, cellular component: COPII vesicle coat; nuclear pore outer ring. Gene Ontology annotation, biological process: protein import into nucleus; positive regulation of TOR signaling; COPII-coated vesicle budding.
UUCCACGUCAAAUAAAUUAAAGGAAAAAAACAUAAACCGACGGGAAAAAUUUGAAGCCGCCAAUAAUUUUUAUUAUUUUUACAAUUUUCUGCCAAUAAAAUUAUUAAUUUAUUAUAAAGAAAACUUAACAAAAAUGGUUAGUUUAAUUAAUACUAUUGACACCGGUCACGAAGAUAUGAUACACAAUGCCACACUAGAUUAUUAUGGUUUACAUUUGGCAACUUGUUCCUCGGAUGGUUCUGUAAAGAUAUUCGAUGUUAAGAAUGGUAAUCAAGUGUUAGUGGCGGAUCUUAAAGGUCACCAGGGACCAGUAUGGGAAGUAGCUUGGGCACAUCCCAAAUUCGGCAAUAUGUUGGCAUCUUGUUCGUAUGAUCGUAAGGUGAUUGUGUGGAAAGAAGGGAGUGCUAAUGAUUGGACAAAAAUCCAUGAAUACAGCAAUCACGAUUCUUCAGUAAAUUCGGUAGCCUUUGCACCGGCCGAGUAUGGAUUGAUGUUGGCUUGUGGCAGUUCAGAUGGUUCCAUAUCGGUUUUAACUUGCAACACGGAAUACGGUGUAUGGGAUUGCAAGAAAAUUCCAAAUGCUCAUACUAUUGGCUGCAAUGCCGUUUCUUGGUGUCCCUCGACAGUGCCAGAGCCAGCAUUUGACCAAAAGUCUUCGACACGUACUUCUGGUGUAAAACGCUUAGCCAGUGGCGGUUGCGACAACUGUGUAAAAAUUUGGCGUGAAGAUAAUGAUCGUUGGGUAGAGGAAAAUCGUCUAGAAGCUCAUUCCGAUUGGGUGCGAGAUGUAGCUUGGGCCCCGUCCAUUGGUUUGCCACGCUCUCAAAUUGCUUCUGCUUCGCAGGAUCGUCAUGUUAUCAUUUGGAAUAGUACAGAUUUUACCACAUGGUCUCCCACCAUCUUACAUACAUUCGAUGAUGUCGUGUGGUCGGUAAGCUGGUCAAUGACCGGCAAUAUUCUGGCCGUUACGGGUGGUGACAAUAAAGUUACUCUAUGGAAGGAAAAUAAUGAAAAUCAAUGGACUUGCAUAAAUGAUGAUGCUUCUACAGGCGUUGGUCAACAGUCAGAACAGAGAACACUUUGAAUUUUCUGAUUAUUCUCCAUUCUUAUCUCUCAUUUUUAAUUCCAAUUUCGUCAAUGUGUCAUGUUUGUAAAACAUCUAAUGCACUCUGAACCAAGCAUCUCUUCUCAUAAGCGGCAUGAGAUAUUUUUUUUUAUUUCAAUUGUGUAUAGAAAAGCAAAAUGUAAAAUCGUAGAUAAGAAAUUCUUCUACUCACAUUUUGGAAUAUUUUGUUUAGUUUAAAAUGAUUAAAACAACAAAAACAAAGGAAAAUGUAUUUAUCAUUUAUUCUUAUUGUAGCAUUCUUCUUUAGUUGUUAUUUUUCAUGUUUUCCUGUUUAAGCAAAGAAUUGUUACAUUUAAAUUCAUAUUUUCUUAAAUAAAGCUGUGGCCAGUCAACCAAUAUUAAUAAA